UUCUGUGUGAAGAGUAUCGUGACUCUGUGUUUAGCUGCUGGUGAGAAGGGCGGUGGGAAACGGAAGGGGUAUGAGCCCACUGCCGGGCAAACAAUUCACACCUCUCCACAAUAAGACUGGUACAGAGAUAAAACGCACAGCACGACUAAAGCGCUGGGGUCCUCUGAGCCACCUGAGUUCAGUCGGGAAGCAGCCAGUAUGUGUCAGGAAUUAGUCAGGUUUUAGAACAAGUCAGGAGAUUAAACGAGUCAGAAUGAGUCGAGAGUCAGAAUCAGUCAGAAAUGAAUCAGGUGUUUGAAUAAGUCAGACUGAAACAGGAGUCAAAAUGAGUCCGUAAGAGUCAGUGAAUCCCUUUUGAGUUUAUUCAAUCCAAUGCUGUAUAUGCUGGAUUAUCAAUCUGAUUUUCAAUCAUUUUCAUUAUUAUUAUUAUUAUUAUUAUUAUUAUUAUUAUUAUUAUUAUUUGUUUGUUUGUUUGUUUGUUUGUUUGUUUAAAUUAUUUAUUUAUUUAUUUAUUUAUUUAUUUUUACCAUUUCCAAGGACAUGGAAAUUCUGAAAUGUAGAUUAAACAUAUUUAAAUUCUUAUCUUAGAGACAUAUGGAGUCAUAUUAAUGUAAAAUUAAUAUCAUUUAUAUAAUUAGAAUGAUUAAAUAAUAUAUAAUACUAUUCAAUCGGAUGUUCCGGAACUAACAGUAAAACCUGUGCGUUAUUCCGGUCUAUUUUGGUAAGUACAAUCACUUCCGGUGGCGGUACCCCGACAACAGCCUUGAUUUCUUUUUUCCCUACCUGUAUUAAAAAAAUUCCCGCCUUCCAUGAUAUAAUUGGCUGGCGCUGUCUAGAAGAACGUACUAUAAUUGGCUACUAUUUUAGAUUCGCCUAACGGACAGUGAAACUAACCAAUAGCAACAAAGGAGGCGGGAUUUUCCAGAAAGCGGGUGGGCUAAAGGAAUAACCCGACCAGCGUUACCGCAGAUUGAUGCUAACGAAAUGGAAGCCGCGAAUGUAAACAGUUAAAACUAUUGCACACUUUUCUGAACUCUAAAGCGGUAAAUUAUGGCGGUUCCCAUGGAAACCCAGCUUCAGAGCAUAUUCGAGGAUGUUGUGAAAACGGAGGUUAUUGAGGAGGCGUUUGCAGGGAUGUUCAUGGACACGCCGGAAGAUGAACGGACCAAACUGAUCAGCUGUUUAGGAGCUUUCCGGCAGUACUGGGGCUCGCUCCCUCAGGAGUCACAUGAGCAGUGCGUGCAGUGGAUCGUACGCUUCAUACACAGCCAGCACAGCCCCAAACGCAUCUCCUUCCUCUAUGACUGCUUAGCCAUGGCUGUGGAGACCAGCCUGCUGCCACCCAAGAUGGUGUGUCAGGCGCUGAUCGGCUCUGAAACCCUGGAGUGGGAGCGCGCUCAGCUCUGGUCUCUGACCUUCAAACUCAUCCGGAAGAUAAUCGGCGGUGUGGAUUAUAAGGGUGUGAGGGACCUUCUGAAGGCUGUGCUGGAUAAAAUGCAGACCAUCCCAAACCUGGUCAGCUCUGCGGUGGUGCAGCAGCUCCUCCCAGCGCGAGAGGUGGUGGAGUAUAUCCUGGACAGGAACGCAUGUCUCCUACCUGCUUAUUUCGCCGUGACUGAGAUCCGGAAGCUUUAUCCAGAGGGACAGCUGUCACACUGGCUGUUAGGCAGCCUUAUAUCCGACUUCGUGGACAGCUUCCGCCCCACCGCGAGGAUCAACUCCAUUUGUGGUCGCUGUAGUCUCCUGCCCGUGGUGAAUAACUCGGGAGCGAUCUGUAACUCGUGGAAGCUGGACCCUGCCACGCUGCGCUUCCCUCUCAGAGGCAUGCUGCCCUAUGAUAAGGACCUGUUCGAGCCGCAGACGGGCUUGCUGAGGUACGUGCUGGAGCAGCCGUACUCCAGAGACAUGGUGUGCAACAUGCUCGGCCUCAACAAACAGCACAAGCAGCGAUGCCCCGUGCUGGAGGAGCAGCUCGUCGAUCUGGUGGUGUACGCCAUGGAGCGCUCAGAGACGGAGGAGCAGUUCGACGACGGCGGCACCAGCCAGCUGCUGUGGCAACAUCUGUCCAGUCAGCUCAUCUUCUUCGUCCUGUUCCAGUUCGCCAGCUUCCCUCACAUGGUCCUCUCGCUGCAUCAGAAGCUGGCUGGGCGUGGUCUAAUUAAAGGCAGAGAUCACCUGAUGUGGGUGCUGCUGCAGUUCAUAUCCGGAAGCAUCCAGAAGAACGCGCUGGCUGACUUCCUCCCCGUCAUGAAGCUGUUCGAUCUGCUUUACCCCGAGAAAGAGUGUAUUCCAGUACCGGACAUCAACAAGCCACAGUCCACACACGCCUUCGCCAUGACCUGCAUCUGGAUCCAUCUGAACCGCAAAGCCCAGAACGACAACUCCAAACUGCAGAUCCCCAUCCCGCACUCUCUCAAACUGCACCACGAGUUUCUGCAGCAGAGCCUGCGCAACAAGAGCCUGCCGAUGACCGACUACAAGAUCGCCCUGCUGUGUAACGCCUACUCCACCAACUCCGAGUGCUUCACGCUGCCCAUGGGCGUCCUGGUGGAGACCAUCUACGGUAACGGUACGGUGCGCAUCCCGCUGCCCGGGACCAACUGCACGGCCUCGUGCUCCAUCACACCGCUGCCCAUGAACCUGCUCGACUCGCUCACUGUCCACGCCAAGAUGAGUCUGAUCCACAGUAUAGCCACACGGGUCAUAAAGCUGGCCCACGCCAAGUCCAGCAUCGCUCUUGCCCCGGCGCUGGUGGAGACGUACAGCCGCCUGCUGGUCUACAUGGAAAUCGAGUCGCUCGGCAUCAAAGGCUUCAUCAGUCAGCUCUUGCCAAACGUGUUCAAGUCCCACGCCUGGGGGAUUCUUCACACGCUGCUGGAGAUGUUCAGCUACAGGAUGCACCACAUCCAGCCUCAUUACCGUGUUCAGCUCCUCUCACACCUCCACUCGCUCGCCGCUGUUCCACAGACCAACCAGAACCAGCUGCACCUCUGUGUGGAAAGUACAGCUCUGAGGUUAAUCACGGCGUUGGGGAGCUCCGAGGUGCAGCCACAGUUCACACGGUUCCUCAGCGACCCGAAGACGGUGCUGUCGGCCGAGUCAGAGGAGCUGAACCGAGCGCUCAUCCUCACCCUCGCCCGCGCCACACACAUCACCGAUUUCUUCACGGGUUCUGACUCGAUCCAGGGAACGUGGUGUAAGGACAUUCUACAGACCAUCAUGAACUUCACACCUCACAACUGGGCCUCGCACACACUCAGCUGCUUCCCCGCUCCCCUGCAGGCGUUCUUCAAGCAGAACAACGUUCCUCAGGAGAGCCGCUUCAACCUGAAGAAGAACGUAGAGGAGGAGUACAGGAAGUGGAAGUCCAUGACCAAUGAGAACGACAUCAUCACUCACUUCUCCAUGCAGGGUUCUCCGCCACUCUUCCUCUGCCUGCUCUGGAAGAUGCUUCUAGAAACCGACCACAUAAACCAGAUCGGCUUCAGGGUUCUGGAGCGAAUCGGUGCUCGCGCUCUCGUCGCGCACGUGCGGACGUUUGCCGAUUUCCUGGUGUACGAGUUUUCCACGUCGGCGGGCGGUCAGCAGCUCAACAAGUGCAUCGAGAUCCUGAACGACAUGGUGUGGAAGUACAACAUCGUCACUUUGGACCGUCUCAUCCUCUGCCUGGCGAUGAGAAGUCAUGAGGGCAAUGAGGCUCAAGUGUGCUACUUCAUCAUCCAACUGCUCCUCCUUAAACCCAAUGACUUCCGCAACCGCGUCAGUGACUUCGUCAAAGAGAACGCUCCGGAACACUGGCUACAGAGCGACUGGCACACCAAACACAUGUCCUACCACAAGAAGUAUCCAGAGAAGCUGUAUUUUGAAGGUCUGGCGGAGCAGGUGAACCCCCCCAUGCAGCUCCAGCCGCAGUAUCUGCCUAUCUACUUCGGCAACGUGUGUUUACGCUUCCUGCCCGUCUUUGACAUCGUCAUCCACCGCUUCCUGGAACUGCUACCGGUCUCCAAGUCCUUGGAAACCCUUUUGGACCACUUGGGGGGGUUGUACAAGUUCCAUGACCGCCCAGUGACGUACCUCUACAACACCUUGCACUACUAUGAAAGGCACCUCCGUGACCGAACCAACCUUAAACGCAAGCUCGUCCACGCCAUCAUGAGCUCUCUGAAGGAUAACCGUACUCCCGGAUGGUGCCUCAGCGAGACCUACCUCAAGUUUGGCAUGAACCCCCGUGAGGACAACGUCUGGGUCCCCGAUGACACCUACUACUGCAAACUCAUCGGGCGUCUCGUGGACACGAUGGCAGGAAAAUCUCCAGGCCCUUUCCCGAACUGCGAUUGGCGGUUUAACGAGUUCCCAAACCCGGCAGCACACGCGCUUCACGUCACCUGUGUGGAACUGAUGGCCCUCGCUGUUCCGGGUGGGGACGUGGGAAACGCACUGCUGAACGUAGUGCUCAGGAGUCAGCCACUCGUCCCCCGGGAGAACGUGACUGCUUGGAUGAAUGCGAUUGGUCUGAUCAUCACCGCUCUACCUGAGCCGUACUGGAUCGUACUACACGACCGCAUUGUUAGCGUGAUUGGCAGCCCUGCGCUAACCUCGGACGCAGAGUGGGUUGGUUAUCCCUUCCAGCUGCUGGACUUCACGGCGUGCCACCAGUCGUAUUCGGAGAUGUACUGCAGCUACGUGCUAGCGUUAGCACACGCCGUGUGGCACCACUCCAGCAUCGGCCAGCUUUCUCUCAUUCCCAAGUUUCUGUCGGAGGUCCUGAAGCCUCUGGUGAAAACCGAAUAUCAGCUGCUCUAUAUCUAUCACCUGGUCGGACCUUUCCUCCAGCGCUUCCAGCAGGAGAGGACACGCUGCAUGCUCGAGAUUGGGGUAGCGUUCUAUGAGAUGCUGCAGGCUGUGGAUCACCACAGCAACCACCUGGCGUACAUGGACCCCAUCUGUGACUUCCUGUACCACAUCAAGUACAUGUUCACAGGAGACAGCGUCAAAGACCAGGUUGAGAAGAUCAUCUGCACGUUGAGGCCAGCCAUGAAGCUUCGCCUCCGUUUCAUCACACACACCAGCAAGAUGGAGCCUGCCGCGGCCGUCGCCACGGCGACGUCUGCUUCCCAGCCCACCACGGUGUCCUCCCCUGCCCCUCAAACUGGAACCGGACCUUCUAGUAUCCCUCUCUCAGUUCCCCAGUGAUCCUCUACCAUCCAUUUAAUCUGUUCCACAAUCCCCAAACCAUCCCCCAAUAUCCCCGUCAUCCAUCUGUAAUUUUACCACUGACCUUCAGUCGUCCUUCUCUUUAUUCCUUUUUUUCUUUUCCUCCCAGACCUGAUAGCAUUUCACGUUGGAUCAUUAUGAAGAAAAAUUUUGGUUGUUUAAAAGGCCACACCCCCAAGUAUUGACCCAAGUAGCGGUCAAUACACGCCCAUAUUAGACAAAAUACAAGCGACCUUUGACUUGUCGCUCGCUAACCAGCUCUUCGAGGUCGGCAGGCGCGUUUUCUUUAUGGUUUAUUUCCCCUUUGUCUUCAUUCUUCUCUUCCCCAGUAAUCUUGCAAUUAGUUCCUGUUUGACUUCCUACCAUUUCUCCAUGUCUAUCCAAUAACCCCAACAUCUCCACCUUCUACUGCCCCGUGACCCCUCAAAUGGUCACCUGACCAUGUCCUGGUCAGCAAUGACUCGAUCAUUUCCAGCACUCGGCGAAAGAUCUCGUAGAUUCAUGCGUGUAUAAAAAAGACCUGAAGAAAAGAAGGAGGAAGCUGUGAUCUGGCUGAAAAAUUGGGAUCCACUUCACGAGCAUUCUUAGCUCUAUUUAAAAGCCAAGGGAGUGGAAUUAGUGCCACAGACGCCAGAUCGAACCCAAGCUGCCAGCGGAAUACGAGUUUCCACUUCCCAAGCAAACUGAACACGUUCUUCAACUAAAGCUUGAUGGGAAAUCCUGGAUGAAAGACUCUUGGAAACGUUGCCAGAUUGUUUUGUGUGGUGGGAUUAUCCGAUUAUCCUGGCUGCGAAGCGACGUUAAACUCGCGUACUUCCCCCAGGACGGUCGCUAAUAACAACGAAGUAAGUUAGGACACGUUAUAUAGCAUAAUGCUAAUGCUUACAUGUGAUUUGCUUCAUUAUUCGUCAGGAUCUAAGAAUAUAACGUGAAAUAAACCUGUGCAUGGACUAAAGCGUAAAUAACGUGUUCGCCAUCGACGGACAUUUCUAAACAUGAUGCUGAAUUUUUUUUGUGUGUGUGUGUGUUUGGUCAUUUUUUUAAAAAAGAAAAAAGUAUUUGAGAUUUGUACACAGGAUGACCGUAGAGUAUUUUCUUGUCUUUGAUUUCAAAAUAAAUUUGAAAAGCGUGUUUUGCAGGA
Ictalurus furcatus (blue catfish) is the source of this 6355-nucleotide messenger RNA. It is a transcript of the gene med23, whose product is annotated as mediator complex subunit 23. Gene Ontology annotation, biological process: regulation of transcription by RNA polymerase II; positive regulation of gene expression. Gene Ontology annotation, cellular component: transcription regulator complex; mediator complex. NCBI's taxonomy places the organism in Eukaryota, Metazoa, Chordata, Actinopteri, Siluriformes, Ictaluridae. The transcript is spliced from 29 exons. The record is from RefSeq and is a predicted model, not a curated record. The coding region runs from base 1051 to 5193 and encodes 1380 amino acids.